AGCCACAUCUCUUCAUCACACCGUCUGUUCUGCGUUCUCUCCUCCUUGCUUGCUUGAUCUCAUUCUCCUUUAUUUAUUCCCCCCCACCUUUGUUUUUCUACAUACUCGACAUGCUCCAAACGUGAAGUCCGCCAACUUCCAGCAGCCUCGGUGGAUGCAGACAGAGUGAGGGAGAGAGCAGUCAGAUGCUCUAACCAGGAAUAAACCGGAGCGAGAAAACAGCACGCAGGUUCACCUCCUUCAUUGAGUGCCUUGAACGGAGCAACAGUAUGGAUCUGUCAUUCAUGGCCGCGCAGAUCCCUGUUAUGACAGGAGCCUUCAUGGACUCCUCGCCCAACGACGACUACAGCGGCGAGCACUCGCUCUUCAACUCCUCGGCCAGCGUCAACGCCGCCGCCUCGGCGGCUUCGGUUCACGGCCAGCAGGACGAACAGCAGUCCAUGUCAAGCGAUGCCAUUUGGCUCUGGAUCGCCAUCAUUGCCACUAUUGGAAACAUUGUGGUGGUGGGCAUUGUCUACGCGUGCACUUUCUGAUAGACAUGCUUACAGAGACAAACUGCACAUUCAAACAUCCUGCAUCCAUUUUUAUUUUUUUUUAUUUGGGAUGACUGAAAACCAGGAUGAAGUUCUGCAGACAGAUACAUGUCCUCUCUAGCUCUCUCUCUCUCUGUAUCUCAGUUUAUUCCUCUCCCUCUCACUUGGGUACCGUGUCAGUUUGGGGCCCCCGAGGGGGUCUAAUUUCUGAUACUUACUAUGACAUAUAGACUCCCAUAUUUCUUCAUCAAAGGGAAAGACUGACAUUUGGCUGCAUUUGUCAUGGAUAAGCACUUUUGAAUGCUGCAGCUGAAAGUUUGAGAAGAAGCUUGCGGGCAUGACAGCCCUUUAGUCGAACACAGAUAUAAAAAUAAACAAACUGCAAUUCCAUCCUUUAAUCUAAGGAAACUUUUAUUUAGGUUAAGUUUAUUUUCCUGUUUCCUCUCUUGACAACAUCUUCACUUGAUAGCCUACGUAGAAAGGAGAAUUACACCAGACUUAAGGUGUGGCCUGAACCAGGUCUGCGUAAACAUCCACCACAUAGUUGGAGAGCAAUUUAGGGCAGAGCUGCUUCAUUAUUCUGCAGAGGGUGAAUGUUCAAAUAUUUAGAAUGUACCGGUAUUGUUUUCGUACUUGGUGGAGCUGAAGCCCGGGACAUUGGAGCUCAUUUUUGUACCUGAACCAUUGUACGGAUACUUAUUGUCUGUGAAUAAAGUCUGUCUCUGAGAAGUCUUACCAGCAGGAAAAAAAUCAAAAAUAAAAGGGGUCUGGACAAAAAAAAAACUUCACUUAGCUACCUUAAAAUUCUCAUAGAUGAUAUUUCCAGCACUGCCACCUACGUUACAUAAGCAUGGAUUCAUUUAUGAUCAUC
Messenger RNA from Cololabis saira (Pacific saury), 1404 nucleotides. RefSeq lists its product as uncharacterized. The transcript has 2 exons. The record is from RefSeq and is a predicted model, not a curated record. Lineage: Eukaryota; Metazoa; Chordata; Actinopteri; Beloniformes; Belonidae. Bases 270 to 533 code for a protein of 87 amino acids.